GCAUUGGAGAGCGCAGCGCGCAGCCCGGUGCAGCCCUGGCCUUCCCCUCGCCGCGCGCCCGCGCCCCCUUCCGCGUCCGCAACCAGAAGCCCAGCGCGGCGCCCGGAGCCGGACCCGCGCCCGCGCCGCUACCAGGACCGCGACCCCGGCCGCCCCGCGAUGACCGCGACCGCAGCCCUCCUGCCCGUCCUCUCGCUCCUGCUGGCCUUCGGCCACAGUGCCCAUGGAGCUGAAUGCUUUCCGGCCUGCCAUCCCCAAAAUGGAUUCUGCGAGGAUGACAAUGUUUGCAGGUGCCAGCCUGGCUGGCAGGGUCCCCUCUGUGACCAAUGCAUGACCUUUCCUGGCUGUGUUAACGGACUCUGCGUGGAACCCUGGCAGUGCAUUUGCGACGAUGGCUGGGACGGGAACCUCUGCGACAUAGACAUCCGGGCUUGUACCUCGACCCCCUGUGCUAACAACGGAACUUGCGUGAACCUUGAUAACGGCCAGUAUGAGUGUUCCUGCGCCCCUGGGUUCUCCGGAAAGGACUGUCAGAAAAAGGAUGGGCCCUGCGUGAUCAAUGGUUCCCCCUGCCAGCACGGAGGCACCUGUGUGGACGACGAGGGCUGGGCCUCCCAUGCCUCCUGCCUGUGUCCCCCUGGCUUCUCGGGCAAUUUCUGCGAGAUCGUGGCCAACAGCUGCACCCCCAACCCUUGCGAGAACCAAGGCAUCUGUACCGACAUCGGGGGCGACUUCCGUUGCCGCUGCCCCACCGGCUUUGUGGACAAGACCUGCAGCCGCCCGGUAACCACCUGCGCCGCUGACCCGUGCCUGAAUGGGGGCACCUGCCUGCAGCACAGCCAGGCCAUCUGCUUCACCAUCCUGGGCGUGCUGACCAGUCUGGUGGUGCUGGGCACCAUGGGCAUCGUCUUCCUCAACAAGUGCGAGACCUGGGUGUCCAACCUGCGCUACAACCACAUGCUGCGUAAGAAGAAGAAUCUGCUGCUGCAAUACAACAGCGGGGAGGACCUGGCCGUGAACAUCAUCUUCCCCGAGAAGAUCGACAUGGCCACCUUCAGCAAGGAGGCUGGCGACGAGGAGAUCUAAGCGGCGUUCCCACCGCCCCCCUGUAUUCUCGGGGUCCCGCAGAGCUCUCUAUAUGCGGUCUGUUCUCAUCUUUGUGGUGGAAUUUGCUAUCCUUUGUGUCAAAUCUGGUGAACGCUAUGCUUCCCUCUAUUAUCUGUGUGUGGCCGUGUGACCCACACGAUGCUAAAGCAAGCCUCUUUCUCUCUCUUAAUGCAUGAUAAAAAAAAUAAUAAUAAGAAUUUCAUCUUUAAACGUGUAAAAGAAAUAAGUAUGUUAUUCUAAUCUCUAAACUUUACGUAAAAUCAAAAAAGACCAAAAAAAAACAUGGCAACUGUACCAGGACUCGGGGCCGAUGUCCCUCUCUGAGGGGUCUCGGCCACAGGGUCCUUGUGAAACCAUGACGCGUGUUGUGCAUGACCGACCACUGUGAAAAGGGCUAAAAUCUCUUUCGUUCGUUAAUUGUCACACGACACAUUCAACUCGCACUCACUUCAAGUUCAACAUCGCAGUCCUUAGAUCUUUGUGAUUGAUUUGAGAUUUUGCAGAGUGCAGCAGCCGUGUGUUAGGCAGAGAGCGCCCCGGGUUGGCUGCUGGGGGGCCAGGACCUCGUCCCAGCCCUGCCACUAACUCGCUGUGCCAUCCUUGGCGAGUCCCCUCCCCCACCCCGGGCCUGCCUUUUCACCUCUCUCCAGAGAGGGGCUUGAACACAGUGACCACCAAGGUCCUCUCUUGUCUAAAAUUCUGAAUUAGGAACGAGGGGGUAUGAACCUCAACAGUUCCAGACCCUAACGAUUACAAUCCGAUGAAGACUCGGUCUCAUCCUGGGGUCCAAAGGUUUUGGCUUAUCCUGGAUGAACACUUGACAUUCUGAAAUUGACCCUAACUGCAGUUUUCAAAGUGGGGAGCCUCCUGGCCCACUUUCCAUUUGGGAAUAAUUGGCCACUUUGAGUCCCUGGACUUGCCAUUUAAGCGGCCCUCUUCCCACCCACCCCAUACCACACCUGCUUCCCAUCCUAUAGAUUAGAGAUGUCCCUUGAAAUUUAAAUGCACCUUGAACCACAAGUGCCCCUGGCGAAAUCUGAGCAGCAACACAGCCCUCACCAAGGUUUUCCCUGCGGUUCAGUGGAAAUUGUCACUUGUGGGGCGUUUGCUAGUUUCGUGGCCAAAGUGGUACCAGACCUGGCCUACACAGCCCUGGAUUCAGUUUGUGUUGCUGAGUUAAUAACUCUCAGAUCCCAAAAGACCUAGCCAGCUUUUGAAUGAUGAAUUUGACUUUUUUUAAAAAAGAGCAUCUAUAUUUUUUGCAAAAAUAGAAGGAAAUGGGACAGAGGUCUGUUUAGCUUUCCAGCUCUUGGAGGUAGGCAGCUAAACAGCCCUUGGGUACCAGAUAGGACUAUUUUGCUUCUUAAGUAUUUUGGAUAGGAAUCAAUACUCUUAGCUUUACUGAGUAUUAUCUGCCGUGUUUACCUUGUUCCAAGUGCUUUCUAAGUCGUCAUCACCUUCAUCAUCUCGGUCAUUCAAAUCACUUCCCACACAUGACAUGAGUCACCAUCGUCACACAACCAUCGAGUUGAUCACACUCAGUCGCUGGUCCACCACGUCAAGGCCCUCGUCAUCUAAUUCAAAGCCUGAUUACCAUCUCCCCCAAACUCCUGAUGUCCCCACCCAAGCCACUGUCCCCAUCACUCCCAGUUCUUUACCAUCCUAGCCCCAAGCUCCUCUCUACCUUCGUCACACCAACCCUGACAGAUAACGUCACCCUAAAGUCCCAUCACCACCACCCCUGCCAAGCCCCUCCCACCCCGCCUCCAAACCCCUCCCCGUUUUACCCCUGCCUUUUCCCACUCUCCUCAACAGUUGCUUCAGACCCCGAACCCUGUCACCCUCAUUACCACCAUCGUCACCAC
Hipposideros armiger (great roundleaf bat) is the source of this 2972-nucleotide messenger RNA. RefSeq names its product delta like non-canonical Notch ligand 1 (gene DLK1). The record is from RefSeq and is a predicted model, not a curated record. Gene Ontology annotation, molecular function: calcium ion binding. Gene Ontology annotation, cellular component: plasma membrane; protein-containing complex. Bases 160 to 1086 code for a protein of 308 amino acids. Gene Ontology annotation, biological process: establishment or maintenance of epithelial cell apical/basal polarity; heterophilic cell-cell adhesion. The transcript has 6 exons. Lineage: Eukaryota; Metazoa; Chordata; Mammalia; Chiroptera; Hipposideridae.